Branchiostoma belcheri (Belcher's lancelet) is the source of this 5117-nucleotide messenger RNA. RefSeq names its product pyruvate dehydrogenase phosphatase regulatory subunit, mitochondrial-like. The record is from RefSeq and is a predicted model, not a curated record. Gene Ontology annotation, molecular function: protein binding; oxidoreductase activity. Bases 207 to 4604 code for a protein of 1465 amino acids. The transcript has 28 exons. Gene Ontology annotation, cellular component: mitochondrion; cytoplasm; mitochondrial matrix. NCBI's taxonomy places the organism in Eukaryota, Metazoa, Chordata, Leptocardii, Amphioxiformes, Branchiostomatidae.
CUUGUAUAUCAGAAUGCUCGUACGUUCUCGCGGGAAAGGACGAGAUAACCUUCAAUCCUGACCUUUGACAUCUUCAAAAUGAAAGUUGGUGUUCUGGAUUAUCGAGUUACGGUGUUUUCAUGGUCAACCUUCAUGCCAAAGUAUGUUUGAACCCUUCAAAAUAGUACGAUCUUGAUGGUGUAUACUCGCACAGUCGCCAGAUACCAAUGCUGUCACAUCGCGCUGUUUGGGCGAACUGUGUCCGGGGAAGGACCAGAGGAGGACGGUGGCCUCGCAGUUCCCAAACAAAGUCACCUCAGCUCUGUCACAAAAACACAAACCCUGACGUGAGAUGGGUGAGUUCCGGCGUGGACAGGCGCCAGCUCCACGCGACACAGGAGGAAGUGCCGGCGCAGAAGCCGCUGCCACCCCAGGCACAAGUGGUGAUCGCAGGGGGAGGGGCGAUCGGCUGUUCUGUGGCUUAUCACCUGGCUAAGUUCGGCUGGACAGAUGUGGUACUAUUGGAGCAGGGAAGACUAAGCUGUGGUACAACAUGGCAUGCUGCCGGCUGCUGUGCCAUGCUGGUAGAGGGGAUCCUGCGAGAGAUGUUUGAGUACAGCAAACAGCUGUAUCCAACGUUAGAGGCUGAGACUGGUGUUAACACAGGCUGGCAACAGACUGGCUCUAUAUAUGUAGCUCGUACAGAGGACAGAAUGACAGCAUACAGAAGACAUGCAGAUGCAAUAAGGGCGAUGGGAGUGGAGUGUGAUCUGGUCAGUCCCAGAGAUGUGAGUGUUUAUCACCCCUUACUGAGGGUGGAUGACCUGAAGGGUGCAUUGUGGGUACCAGGAGACGGGGUGGCUACAGCAGCUGAUGUCACACAAGCUCUGGCUAAGGGGGCGACAAUGAAAGGUGUUCAGAUCCAUGAGAAAGUUGGUGUGGAGAAAGUUUUGACAUCAGAUGGUCGAGUGAGCGGUGUCAGAACAAACAAGGGAGACAUCAGAUGUGACAACUUUGUCAACUGCACUGGGCAGUACGAUCUUGAUGGUGUAUACUCGCACAGUUGCCAGAUACCAAUGCUGUCACAUCGCGCUGUUUGGGCGAACUGUGUCCGGGGAAGGACCAGAGGAGGACGGUGGCCUCGCAGUUCCCAAACAAAGUCACCUCAGCUCUGCCACAAAAACACAAACCCUGACGUGAGAUGGGUGAGUUCCGGCGUGGACAGGCGCCAGCUCCACGCGACACAGGAGGAAGUGCCGGCGCAGAAGCCGCUGCCACCCCAGGCACAAGUGGUGAUCGCAGGGGGAGGGGCUAUCGGCUGUUCUGUGGCUUAUCACCUGGCUAAGUUCGGCUGGACAGAUGUGGUGCUAUUGGAGCAGGGAAGACUAAGCUGUGGUACAACAUGGCAUGCUGCCGGCUGCUGUGCCAUGCUGGUAGAGGGGAUCCUGCGAGAGAUGUUUGAGUACAGCAAACAGCUGUAUCCAACAUUAGAGGCCGAGACCAAUGUUAACACAGGCUGGCAACAGACUGGUUCUAUAUAUGUAGCUCGUACAGAGGACAGAAUGACCGCAUACAGAAGACAUGCAGAUGCAAUAAGGGCGAUGGGAGUGGAGUGUGAUCUGGUCAGUCCCAGAGAUGUGAGUGUUUAUCACCCCUUACUGAGAGUGGAUGACCUGAAGGGUGCAUUGUGGGUACCAGGAGACGGGGUGGCUACUGCAGCUGAUGUCACACAAGCUCUGGCUAAGGGGGCGACAAUGAAAGGUGUUCAGAUCCACGAGAAAGUUGGUGUGGAGAAAGUUUUGACAUCAGAUGGUCGAGUGAGCGGUGUCAGAACAAACAAGGGAGACAUCAGAUGUGACAACUUUGUCAACUGCACUGGGCAGUGGGCUUGGGAGUUGGGACAACAGUCCAGUCCUAGUGUGCGGGUCCCACUGCACUCCUGUGAACACUUCUACAUUAUAACCGACCCAGUGGCAGGAGCAAACAUCACAACACCAGUUGCACAAGAUCCAGAUGGCUAUAACUACCUGCGGGAGUGGAAUGGUGGCUUUAUCUGUGGUGGAUUUGAGCCCAAACCUAAACCUGUCUUCACUGACGGUAUUCCUUCCCCAUUUGAGUUCCAACUGCUGGAGGAAGACUGGGAUCAUUUCCAGCCAGUUUUGGAGCAGAUUCUACUCCGCAUGCCAGCACUCAAGGAGGUCAAGGUGAAAAAGUUCCUGAAUGGACCAGAGAGCUUCACCCCUGACUUAUUCCCCAACAUGGGACAGGCUCCUGAGGUGCCAGGCUACUUCGUAGCUGCCGGGAUGAACUCAGGAGGAAUCGCCAGUGCAGGUGGUGUGGGGAAGGUCAUGGCUGAAUGGAUCAUCUCAGGGGACCCUCCUGCUGGCACCUGGCCGGUCGACAUCCGCAGGUUUGGAGAGAUGCACAACAACAGGAGAUACCUUAGGGAAAGGGUCAAGGAGAUAUUACCAAUGCCGUAUGCACAGCCGUACCCCAAGCCAGAAUUCCAGUCUGCCAGAAAGAUGCGCAUGUCACCCCUGUACACCACCCUGGAGAAGGCCGGGGCUGUGUUUGGGGUCAAGAUGGGGUAUGAGAGGGCCAACUGGUUCUCCAAGCCUGAGUCUGAUGAUUUCAUGGAUGUCCCGUCUGGCUGGCAGGCAGGCCAGGGGACGUUUGGGAAGCCUCCAUGGUUUGAUGCUGUUCGUGAAGAGUACCUGGCCUGUCAAAUGAAUUACGUAUGUCUAUUUCAGUGGGCUUGGGAGUUGGGACAACAGUCCAGUCCUAGUGUGCGGGUCCCACUGCACUCCUGUGAACACUUCUACAUUAUAACCGACCCAGUGGCAGGAGCGAACAUCACAACACCAGUUGCACAAGAUCCAGAUGGCUAUAACUACCUGCGGGAGUGGAAUGGUGGAUUUAUCUGUGGUGGCUUUGAGCCCAAACCUAAACCUGUCUUCACUGACGGUAUUCCUUCCCCGUUUGAGUUCCAACUGCUGGAGGAAGACUGGGAUCAUUUCCAGCCAGUUUUGGAGCAGAUUCUACUCCGAAUGCCAGCACUCAAGGAGGUCAAGGUGAAAAAGUUCCUGAAUGGCCCAGAGAGCUUCACCCCUGACCUAUUCCCCAACAUGGGACAGGCUCCUGAGCUGCCAGGCUACUUUGUAGCUGCUGGGAUGAACUCAGGAGGAAUCGCCAGUGCAGGUGGUGUGGGGAAGGUCAUGGCUGAAUGGAUCAUCUCAGGGGACCCUCCUGCUGGCACCUGGCCGGUCGACAUCCGCAGGUUUGGAGAGAUGCACAACAACAGGAGAUACCUCAGGGAAAGGGUCAAGGAGAUAUUACCAAUGCCGUAUGCACAGCCGUACCCCAAGCCAGAAUUCCAGUCUGCCAGAAAGAUGCGCAUGUCACCCCUGUACACCACGCUGGAGAAGGCCGGGGCUGUGUUUGGGGUCAAGAUGGGGUAUGAGAGGGCCAACUGGUUCUCCAAGCCUGAGUCUGAUGAUUUCAUGGACGUCCCGUCUGGCUGGCAGGCAGGCCAGGGGACGUUUGGGAAGCCUCCGUGGUUUGAUGCUGUUCGUGAAGAGUACCUGGCCUGUCGUCAAAACGUCGCCGUCAUGGACAUGUCAUCCUUCACCAAGUUAGAAGUCCGAUCUGCAGGUGAUGAGGUGGUGACGUACCUACAGAGGCUGUGCUGUAAUGAGGUGGAUGUUCCGGUGGGGACGGUGCUGCAUACCGGCAUGCUCAACCACUACGGAGGCUACGAGAAUGACUGCAGCCUGGCACGCCUAGCGGAGAACAUGUACCUCAUCAUCUCACCAUCCAAUCAGAUGGUGCGAAGCUGGGAAUGGCUACACCGUCACCUCCCUAAGGAAGGGACCGUGCAAAUCAGGGAUAUCACACCAUACUACGCCGCCAUCAAUGUCCUUGGGCCAAGGUCACGGGAGCUGAUGGCAGAACUGACGGACACGGUCACCAUGAGCAGCCAGUACUUCCCGUCUUUCACCUGCAGGGAGCUGAGUAUUGGAUUUGCCCCACGUAUUCGUGCCAUGAGCCUGAGCCACUCUGGAGAGCUGGGCUGGAUGUUAUAUGUACCACAGGAGUAUGCACUCCAUGUAUACGACCACAUCAUGCACAAGGGCAGAGAUUUUGGCAUCCGCAAUGUUGGCUACUACACCAUCGCUCAUCUCCGCAUGGAGCGGGCUUUCGCUUUCUGGGGAAUCGACCUGGAUGCAUCUGUGACCCCGUUUGAGUGUCAGCGAGAGCACAGGGUCAAGUUUGGGAAGGGAGUGGACUUCAUUGGUCGAUCUGCCCUGCUCAAACAGAAGCAGGAGGGAGUGAGGCAGAAAUUUGUCAUGUUCCUAUUGGACAAUCAUGACCUGGAGAAUGACCUUUGGCCUUGGGGAGGGGAGCCAAUCUGGGAGGGUGGAAGGGUCGUUGGCAGGACGACGUCAGCAGGCUAUGGAUACACUCUGAAGAAACAGGUCUGCCUUGGUUUUGUGCGCAACCCCGACCCACAGACAGGAGAGCGUCAGGUCAUCACCACCAACUUCAUCACCAAGAGCAAGUUCGAGAUCCAAAUAGCAGGGAAGAAGUUCAGCGCUGCAGCACGGUUGUUCCCACCACAGAUGUAAACUAAAGAAUUCUGUGUCGCAAAUUUUUCAUUGUGUAACAGUUCACAUGUAUAUACUCAGUCUAUGUGGUCUAGAUAUACAGAUGUCAAAGAUAAUCACAGAUGCAAUGUAAAGAUUCUACUUGUAUGUCAAUGUCUGCUCAACAGCAAUACCUGCUGAACAGAUCUAGACAGUAAUGUUAAUCACUUGGUUUCAAUCAAGAACUUAUUGAUGGGGACCUUGCAAAGUCUUGACCAUUAUAAAGCAUUAUACUCUUGCAAACUGCAAGUCCAAUCCCUUCCCAAACUCUACUGUAGUCAUGGAGCUGAAUUAACUUGUUUAGUGGUAUUAUGUGACUCGAAGAUCACAUGUACAUUGUACAUACUAGGGAUACAAAAGCAUAAUUCUAUGAAUGUCAUCAGCAUAUCAUACUUUGUCCUGCAGAUGUUAUUCUUUGCUUGUAUGUUGUCGGUUAAGUGUUGCUUUAUUGUCUGGUUGUUGUAAUUCAAAUGUAAUAAAAAGGAGCAUGUCAUA